This is a messenger RNA of Herpailurus yagouaroundi (jaguarundi), 2775 nucleotides long. RefSeq names its product presenilin 1 (gene PSEN1). The transcript is spliced from 12 exons. NCBI's taxonomy places the organism in Eukaryota, Metazoa, Chordata, Mammalia, Carnivora, Felidae. Gene Ontology annotation, biological process: membrane protein ectodomain proteolysis; Notch signaling pathway; protein processing. Gene Ontology annotation, molecular function: aspartic endopeptidase activity, intramembrane cleaving. The record is from RefSeq and is a predicted model, not a curated record. The coding region runs from base 269 to 1672 and encodes 467 amino acids. Gene Ontology annotation, cellular component: gamma-secretase complex; membrane.
AGUGAAGCCUUUUGGGCGGGGCCUAGGCCGAGCAGCUCCAGAGGCUGCGAUUUCACAUCGGAAACAAAACAGCGGCUGCUCGGGAAGGAGCCUCCCCUGCCAGGGGCCGGUGUCGGCGGCGAGGGAAGAGUAGACCUGGUCCGGGAGCCUGCAAAUGACAGCAGCCUGAGAGGUCCUGAGAAAGCUUGGCUUGGAGGAGAACACAUGAAAGAAAGAACCCCAAGAGGUUUUGUUUUCUGUGAAAAAGUAUUUCUAUACGCUUGCUCCAAUGACAGAGUUACCUGCACCUUUGUCUUACUUCCAGAAUGCACAGAUGUCCGAGGACAACCACCUGAGCAAUACUGUACGUAGCCAGAAUGACAGUAGAGAACGGCUUGAGCAUAGCAGUGAAAGGCGGAGGCGUGGCAACCCUGAGCUAUCUAAUGGACGACCCCAGGGUAACUCACGGCAGGUGGUGGAACAAGAUGAAGAAGAAGAUGAAGAGCUGACGUUGAAAUAUGGCGCCAAACAUGUGAUCAUGCUCUUUGUCCCGGUGACCCUCUGUAUGGUGGUGGUCGUGGCUACCAUCAAAUCAGUCAGCUUCUAUACCCGGAAGGAUGGACAGCUAAUCUAUACCCCAUUCACAGAAGACACCGAGACCGUGGGGCAGAGAGCCCUACACUCAAUUCUGAAUGCUGCUAUCAUGAUCAGCGUCAUUGUUGUCAUGACUAUUCUCCUGGUGGUUCUGUAUAAAUACAGGUGCUAUAAGGUCAUCCAUGCCUGGCUUAUUAUUUCAUCUCUGUUGUUGCUGUUCUUUUUCUCAUUCAUUUACUUGGGGGAAGUGUUUAAAACCUACAAUGUUGCCAUGGACUACAUUACUGUUGCACUCCUGAUCUGGAAUUUUGGUGUGGUGGGAAUGAUUGCCAUUCACUGGAAAGGGCCGCUGCGACUCCAGCAGGCAUAUCUCAUUAUGAUCAGUGCCCUCAUGGCCUUGGUAUUUAUCAAGUACCUCCCAGAGUGGACAGCAUGGCUCAUCUUGGCUGUGAUUUCAGUAUAUGAUUUAGUGGCUGUUUUGUGUCCAAAAGGCCCACUUCGUAUGCUGGUUGAAACAGCUCAGGAAAGAAAUGAAACUCUCUUUCCAGCUCUCAUUUACUCCUCAACAAUGGUGUGGUUGGUGAAUAUGGCAGAAGGAGACCCAGAAGCCCAAAGGAAGGUAUCCAAAAACUCCAAUUGUAAUGCACAAAGCACAGAAGGUGAGUCCCAAGACCCUGUGACAGAGAGCGAUGAUGGUGGCUUCAGUGAAGAGUGGGAAGCCCAGAGGGACAACCGCCUAGGGCCUCAUCACUCCACGACUGAGUCACGAGCUGCUGUGCAGGAACUUUCCAGCAGCAUCCUAGCCAGUGAGGACCCAGAAGAAAGGGGAGUAAAACUUGGAUUAGGAGACUUCAUUUUCUACAGUGUUCUGGUUGGUAAAGCUUCUGCAACAGCCAGUGGAGACUGGAACACAACCAUAGCCUGUUUUGUAGCCAUAUUAAUUGGUCUGUGCCUUACAUUAUUACUCCUCGCCAUUUUCAAGAAAGCUCUGCCAGCUCUUCCGAUCUCUAUCACCUUUGGGCUUGUUUUCUACUUUGCCACAGAUUAUCUUGUACAGCCCUUUAUGGACCAGUUAGCAUUCCAUCAAUUUUAUAUAUAGUAUAUUUGCAAUUAGAAUCCCAUGGAUUUUUCUCCUUUGACUAUAAUUCAACCUGGGGAGGACAAAGAUGAUUUUACUGUGUCCACAUCUAACAAAGGCAAGAUUCCCAGCUGGACUUUUGCAGCUUCCUUCCAAGUCUUCCUGACCACCUGUACCAUUGGGCACUGGAAGAAGAUGUCUACAGAAAAUGGUUUUGAACACACGUCAUCGUGACGGACUGAGUCCCUCGGUGCAAAAACUACCAGAUUUGAGGGACAAGGAUGAGGAGGAGGGACGGACCAAGAAGUUGCUGUGCUCCCACCAGCAAUUUGACCCUUGGUCACAGGUGGAUUUUACCAACACUGCAGACUCUCAGGACUCCCAUUACCGAGAAGUUAAAUGACACGGUUUAAACCAAACAGGACUCUUCAUCUUAAACUACAUGUUGAAGAUCAACCUAAUAAACCUGUAUUGAACUCUGAACCUUUUCAGGAGGUACUGUAAGGAGAGCAGGCACCAGCAGCAACACGAAAAGGUUUUUGAAAAGGGGCUCUAACUUUCACUUUCAAACCUUUCUGCUGCAGACUUAUCAUUUUUAAAUAAGACUUUUUUUUUUUCACCUUGAGUCAAGUCAGAUAUGUAGGUUGAUUUUGAAAAUUUUUGUUUUCAAGCACUGAAACUCAUCUAUGGUUGCAUUUCUUCCCAUGGCCAGUCUGAACUUACUUGCUUUAUCCUAAAAGUCUUAACCUCAGGUUCCAAAUUCAGUAAUUUCUGGAAAGAAUGGAACUAUAUCUAAACGGUUUCCUGUCAGCCUUAGGUGAAUUCUGGGUUUUCCACCAAAUUCUUUAUUUUUAGACAUACUUGUAGGUUUACUUGCCCUGGAUGCUUCCAUUGUUCCCAUCUCUCCCUGACUCCCCAUAAGCAUUCUCUUCUACAGCAAAUGAGACAGCUCUGUUGUGGUAGCAGAUGAUCCGGUUAUUCUAGGAUUUUACUCUUUGUGUGGUGCAAAGAAUGUGUUAAUGAAUCAGUGCUGUCAGCCUCACUGUCAUAAUUUCUUCAGUAGCAAAUACAAUGUGUGCCCAAAGACAGUAGAAUUAAAGAAGAGUAAAAUGGCUGGUGAAGCA